This is a messenger RNA of Plasmodium adleri (nom. inval.), 1998 nucleotides long. Its product is annotated as conserved Plasmodium protein, unknown function. Bases 1 to 1998 code for a protein of 665 amino acids. The transcript has a single exon. The record is from RefSeq and is a predicted model, not a curated record. Lineage: Eukaryota; Apicomplexa; Aconoidasida; Haemosporida; Plasmodiidae.
AUGAAGUCACCCUAUUUUAGAAAGUACUCCGAAAGAAUUCUUUCUCUUUUAUGUAACAACAAAAAAUGCGGGACUCAUACACAUAUACGACCUUACAAACAAAUGUUUAGCACCUUAAAUAAUGUUGUAUCGAAUGAGGAAGAAAAUAAAAAUAUUCAAGAUACACAUGCAAUAGAUUCUAACAAUGAAAUUAUUAUUGAGAAAUAUAAAAAUUUUAUAAGAAAUACAAAACUCAUCAAAGACAUAAAAGAAAAAAGUAAUUUUCAAACAAAUGGAGAGAUAAAUGAAACUAAUUUUUUCCCCCACAAAAAAAAUGUAAACAUAAAAAGUAAAACCAUCAUAAAUGAUAUAAAUAUUAAUGACACCAAUUUGGAUAGUUCACAAAAUAAUUUAAAUAAAUCACAAAAUGAGUCAUGUAAUAAUUUAAUGUCUUCUAAAGAUGAAAAAUAUGUUAUUCUAAAAAAACAAAUUACAAAAGAAUUUAUUCAUCAAGUAUUUUUGCCACAUGUUGAAUCGCAAAUAAUAUAUCAUCUAAAAACAUACACUCCUGAUCAAAUAGUAAACAUUUUUCAAGUAUAUUCAUACUUGUAUUAUUAUGAUAAAAAAAAAGAAAUGAUAGAUCAAUUAUUAGAAUAUUUAGAAUAUAGAUUAGAUUGUUUUAGUGUCCACAAUGUAUUAUUAAUAUUAGAACCUUUGUAUAUAUUGAAUCAAACAAAUAAUAUAUAUAUAUAUAGAUUAAUAAUAAAUUAUCUUUAUAAAAUUGAAGAUAAAUUAAAUAUAUAUAAUUAUAUAGGAAUAUCCAGAGUCUUUACAAAAAUUUUAAUAGACCUUUACUUUAAAGAACAAGAAGAACAAAAAAAGGGUCAUAAUCUAUUGUCUAUAAAAUUUAUAUUAAAAUAUUUUAAAGAACAAAAAUUUAAAAAAAAAAUUACUCCAAACGAAAGAAGUAUUCCACAUAUAGAAUAUAUUACAAAUUUUAUGUUACAAGUUAUAGAUAAAAUAGAAAACCAAUUAGAUUUAUUAUCAGCAAUUGAAUUAACAGACUUGUUAAGUGUCAUGUCGAAUUAUUCAUAUAAAAAUAAUUAUUCCAAAUAUUAUAUUCCAUUAGAAUAUAAAAACAAUACAACUAUACAACAGAAUAAUGAAUUAUCGUUGGAUAUAUCAAAUGAAUGUAUUCAUGUAAUACAUCAAAACAAUAAAAAAUUAUAUAUAUAUAAUUUAUCAACAGAUAAUUCAUAUCUAUUCAAAGAAAAUAUUAUAGCUUUUCUAAUUGUUAAUAGAAUAAUACAAAAAUAUACAGAAUUAACUACUCUACAUAAAAUUACAAAUAUGCAUAACUUAAUUAAGCUGUCUAUAUAUGAUGAUCAAUAUAUCAAAUUAAUAGAAAAUGAUAUAAAUAAUUAUCAUUAUAUAAAUAAUAUACAUCAUAAAUAUUUAUCCUUAUUAAUAUGGUGUCUAUUCAAAUAUAAUAUUUUAUAUAAAUAUAUAAACAAAUUAAAACCAAUACUUCAACAAAAUAUUUACAAUUUUAAUGCUAAAGGAUUUGCAAGACUAUCUCAUGCAAUUUAUGAACAUAAAGAUAUUUUAUAUCAAAUAGCAAAUAAUUUGAUAAAAAAUAUUAAUCAAAUGAAUAUUAAUGAAUUUCUAUGCUUUUUCUAUUCUCUAGUUUUACAUGAUUUAUUACCAUAUCAAAUAUUAAAUCAAAAGAAUAAUACAGACAUGAUGAAUUCUGUACAUGUAAAUCAUAAUACCAAGGACAUACACACAACAGGCAAUGAUAAUAUAAUAAAUAAAUUAAACAAAAAUAUUAGCAAUUUAAAUAAAAAGGAUAUAUUACAUAAAUGCUUACAAUAUAUUGAGAAAAACAAAAGGGAUAUGAACAAAGAACAAAUGGUAAAAAUAGUACAACUUUUAAAAAAAAAAAAACAUCAAAGGUAUUUAUAUAUAUUGGACAUGUUACCAGAUGAGUGGAAAGGAAUGCUUCACUUGAUAAAUUGA